GGGCGGUACGCACCCUAGGGAAAACCAAUGAAAAAAUCAGGCCUGCCCGAGGGGGCGGUGCCGACGGUCACAUGCGCACCUGCGGCGGGUGGUGGCGGCGCGGGCACCGCGGGCCGGCGACUACGAGCGGGGCUGGGCUGGGGCGGGGUUAGGCAGGUGAGUGACAGGCUCCGAGGGGCUGGCCCCAGCUGGUAGUCUUGAGCUAGCCGGGUGUAGCUGUGGCGGUGCCCGCCCCCUCUCUCCGCCCCUUCAGUGGAGCUGCUUUCUGGCCGGGCACUGUCGCGGGCCCCCCUGGCCCGGCCACCUGGGACUGUGUUGGGGAGUCGGCCACCUCCCUCUCUCCCCUCACCCGCAACCGCAAAGUUUGUGGCGAAGCCGGCGCUGGGGUAGAGCGAGCCCCCGGGGGAGAUCGGGGAGCAAUCGAUGAGGGGCGGCAGGAGCCGUUGACCCCGGACGCCGCCGUCCGGGGUAGGAGCGCGGAGCAGUUGACCAGCUCGCCGCCUCUGGUGCAUGGGGGCCGGCUGAGGAGCCAGCAUGGGCAACUGCGUGGGGAGACAGCGCCGGGAGAGGCCGGUCGCCCCGGGACACCCCCGCAAGCGAGCAGGGCGCAAUGAGCCCCUGAAGAAGGAGCGGCUGAAGUGGAAGAGCGACUACCCCAUGACGGAUGGGCAGCUGCGGAGCAAGCGGGAUGAGUUCUGGGACACAGCACCUGCCUUCGAGGGCCGCAAGGAGAUCUGGGAUGCCCUCAAGGCCGCUGCCUAUGCAGCUGAGGCCAACGACCAUGAGCUGGCACAGGCCAUCCUGGAUGGAGCCAGCAUCACCCUGCCACAUGGCACCCUCUGUGAAUGCUACGAUGAGCUGGGCAAUCGCUACCAGCUGCCCAUCUACUGCCUGUCACCGCCCGUGAACCUGCUGCUGGAGCACACCGAGGAGGAGAGCGUGGAGCCCCCAGAGCCCACGCCCACCGUGCGCCGGGAGUUCCCGCUGAAGGUGCGCCUCUCCACAGGCAAGGACGUGAGGCUCAGCGCCAGCCUGCCCGACACGGUGGGGCAGCUCAAGAGGCAGCUGCACGCCCAGGAGGGCAUUGAACCAUCCUGGCAGCGAUGGUUCUUCUCUGGGAAGCUGCUCACAGACCGCACACGGCUCCAGGAGACCAAGAUCCAGAAAGAUUUUGUCAUCCAAGUCAUCAUCAACCAGCCCCCACCGCCCCAGGACUGAGGAGCCCACAGACCCCUGGGAAGAGAGACCAGGGAGGGCCUCUGCAAGGCUGAGAGGCCCCCAGGCUGGAGCACCAGGCCCCCCACCCUUCUGCUGCCUUUGAGUGCUGAUAUUUUCUUCAGGGGCACCUCCCCGCCAUACGGCUGCUGGGCGAGCCACCAAAGGACCGUGCCUCCCAGGGACACCGUGCGCCACUGUGCCCAGCACCCAGGAAGCAGUGCUGCCACACAGGCCUUGCCAACCUUGUCAGAGAAAAGGAAAACUGGGGCCUUCACCCUGCCUCUCACCCACAGCAGGUUUGAGCCGUGAGGGCCAGCCUGGAGGUCCCUGAGGCCCAGAUCUGUCUGGUGCUGCCAGCUGUGCUCACUCCGGUUUUCUGCUCAGGGUCUGAAGCAGCUGCUGUCUCCCUCCCCUGCCCUCACCUCCUGAGUCUGCCCUUGGCACAGUGCCAGUCCCCUAGAGGGGAGGGGACCGCUUGUGAGCCCCAAAGGCAGGGUGCCGGAGGCCAGCUUCUGUCUCUCCUGCCCCCAGCACAAUUGGCAGAGAUGAGGCGAGUGGCUGGACAGCUGGGCUGCUGUGCCAGGGGUCUGCACAGGGCCAUCCCCUGGCUGUAGUCCCAGUGGUGGGGGGUCUGCAGCCAGUCAUGGCCCCACAGCAGGUCCCUGUAUACAGACAUAUCCGCAUAUUUAUCAAUAAAGCCUUUUGCUCCA
This is a messenger RNA of Artibeus jamaicensis (Jamaican fruit-eating bat), 1928 nucleotides long. RefSeq names its product ubiquitin domain containing 1 (gene UBTD1). Bases 535 to 1218 code for a protein of 227 amino acids. Gene Ontology annotation, molecular function: protein binding. The transcript is spliced from 3 exons. Lineage: Eukaryota; Metazoa; Chordata; Mammalia; Chiroptera; Phyllostomidae. The record is from RefSeq and is a predicted model, not a curated record.